GAAUGGUGUUGCAAUCUCGAGACAUUCACCUCUUCAACAACGAACACAGCAGACAAACAUGGAGAAAAUAUAUGAGAUUAUUUGACGAAGGAGAUCAAAAUAUGGCACCUACUUGCCGGAAAAUGAAGCGACAGCACAUCGACGCAUAUCUGUCACUGACAAAUACGCGAAAUCUGUUGGUUUUUGACGAGGAAUACCAGAAUACGUGAGGAUUGUAAUCCAAAUUGAAGAAAAAAAAAUGUCGACGGUCGUAGGUCCCGAGAAGGUUUCUGAACGGACGGCGAUGGAGAGGUUCGGUAGCGGAGGGAUGGCGCUUCUGCCUUGGACUAAACAGAUGCUCACCGUACUUUGGGAACAGCUUCGGCUGCUGGUUCAAGUCAUAUACUACACCUUCAUGUCAGUUUUCCAGAUGUUCAGGUUUGAGGUUCACGUGAGAAUCACCGACGAGACCGGUCAACACAUCCAGCACAUGACCACGGCAGCAAACCCAACCGAAUCCUUCCUGUUCUCUUCGUUGUUUGACGGCGACAACGGAGUGAUAGUUGGAGGCUCAAAUCCCCUCUCUAACUUCUGUACUGACGUGGGCGACUCCUUCGCUGGGAAAUCCACCGCCGAGGCCCUGCUGUCCACUCUACGUGCCGACGACCUGUGCUGCGGACUGGUGGAUGAUUUCGUGUCUGGCAAAGAAGACGGCAUCUUUCUAGGACAUCAAUCCACUUGGAAAAUGGGCUUCCCUGGCGACUGGAACAUCUUUGUAUCGAGCAGCGACAGCUCCAGCUCCAACGACAGCUGCCAUAGAAGUAGUGAGAAAGUCUUUAAACAGGAAAAUUCAGAAGAGGAGAAAGGUUUUCACUGGAGUAGCGAAGAAGACCAGAACAUAGUCGAAUUUGACAGUGAGGAAGGUAAGGCGCUUUGGGAGUCUCUGUCAAAAUCUAGUGAUCCUUACAACCCCUUCUUUUUCUCUGCAUGCAUUUCAACAAACACCAUCAUGGGGAAAAGUAAAGACAAAGGGAUGGACAGUGACGCUGGCCUCGUGUCAGCGAGCAAGGCCAGCGAGGAGAUGUUGGGGCCUCAAGGCCUGAACAUCUGGGUCAGUCGAUCUGACAGCGAGAGCAGUUGGAGCAGCUGGGCCAGUUCGGACAGUUCGAGCCCCGACAUCGACGAGGAGAGCGAGAGGCUCUUGGAGUUCUUCAGCAGUCCCCAAGACCCCUACAAUCCCAUGUGCUUCACUGCGUGCACAUUCAGCAGCACCUCCUCACCUCAAACCACCCCCACGGUCUCGAAACAACAAGCCUCACUUCCGCCACCUUCCUCCAAGUCUGACACAGACACGGAGGAGAAGGAGAGCAGCUUUCCUCCUUCAUCUGAGGAUGACGAAGAAGAACAGCUGUGGAAAUCUCUCUGCCCAAAGGACGACCCGUACCACCCUCUAAACUUCCAGGCCUGCCUCCUCAGCUCCCCAACAACAACAACAACAACAACAACACCGCAGUUGGGUGAAGAUCCAGAUCCCCUUGAUGUCCACCACACAAAAAAGCCACCCACUAAGGCAAAGAAAUGUAAAAGGAAAAAAAAAAAACAAAAAAAAAAACCAGGAGAGCGCCCGCCCCCCCCGGGGGGGGGGGGGAAAAAAAAACCCCCCCCCCAAAAAAAAAAGGGGGGGGGGGAGGGGGGGGGGACCCCACGCAAACCACCGGGGAGAGGAAAAAAAAAAAAGCAAGGCCAGGAGAAAAAAACCCCCCCCCCCCUUACCAGAAAAAAGGUGCAAUUUUCUCCUCUGGUCCAAGUCCAUGUCAUGCGGACCUGGCCGUUUGCUCGCCAGGCGUCUCGUAAAGGACACUGGGAAGAAAUGGCACGAGACCGGGACCGCUUCCGGAGGCGGGUCCAGGAAACGGAGCAGGCCAUCGGCUACUGCUUCACCCAGCCCCACCGAGAGAAGAUCCGGGCGUAUCUGGACGGUGCCUUGAAAUAAAUAACAGUCCUGAACACUGAAUGUUUUAUUUCCUUUUCGGAUGAGAACUUGUGAUUGGUUGCAAUGCAACAGUGAUUUUGAUUUUAGGCCAAUUAGAAAUUGGAUGUUGGGCCAACCUUAAUGUUCAGUGUCAAGUUGAACAACCUUGUACCUCAAAAGGUUUUAUACAUUUUGUGACUGUUGCACUGACUGACACUUUCUCCUAUUAAGCUCAGCAUUAACGUGUGGAAUGUUGUUUUUGUAUGCCUUAUAUACUGACCUAGUAAUGUAACUUAUUUAUGCCCUAUGGAGCUUGUUUUUUUUAUUUUGUACUUUUGGUUUUAACUGUGUUUUUAUAUGUGUGAAAAAAAAACCAGUGGUGAAUCUAGAAGUUAAAAGUAGAUAAUGAUGAUAUCGUAAGAAAGCAGAGCUUUACAGUACAAAGUGUUUGGAAAAGAUUUUUGUUUAAGCAUGAUGUAUAGAUAUGAUGUUUUGGUGCAAUUCUUGUCUUUUGUAGUGUUCAAAUAUUUAAGUUUUUGAUAUUUAAGUUUUGUCUUGUGUUUUCUUAUUUGGUGGCACAUAAUAGCAGCCUUUUAGCACCGAGUGUGGAGAUGGAUAUCUUUAUUAUUAUAUUGACCGGAAAGAUUCAAAUACUUUGUCCUAUGUGACUGGACUCAGCUCUUCAUGGUAACGUCAUGUAGACAGAAAGAUGUCCCAAAACAAAUUGUCUGUAGCAAAUUUCUUAUUAGGUGCUUUGCCAGAUCAAUAAAAUUUGUUACACUGUA
Perca fluviatilis (European perch) is the source of this 2736-nucleotide messenger RNA. Its product is annotated as protein phosphatase 1, regulatory subunit 15B. The record is from RefSeq and is a predicted model, not a curated record. NCBI's taxonomy places the organism in Eukaryota, Metazoa, Chordata, Actinopteri, Perciformes, Percidae. The transcript is spliced from 4 exons. Gene Ontology annotation, biological process: response to endoplasmic reticulum stress. Gene Ontology annotation, molecular function: protein phosphatase regulator activity. The coding region runs from base 239 to 1972 and encodes 577 amino acids. Gene Ontology annotation, cellular component: endoplasmic reticulum; protein phosphatase type 1 complex.